Messenger RNA from Salvia splendens (bonfire salvia), 1913 nucleotides. Its product is annotated as UDP-N-acetylmuramoylalanine--D-glutamate ligase. Gene Ontology annotation, cellular component: cytoplasm. Gene Ontology annotation, molecular function: ATP binding; UDP-N-acetylmuramoylalanine-D-glutamate ligase activity. The transcript has 14 exons. The record is from RefSeq and is a predicted model, not a curated record. Gene Ontology annotation, biological process: biosynthetic process; regulation of cell shape; cell division. Lineage: Eukaryota; Viridiplantae; Streptophyta; Magnoliopsida; Lamiales; Lamiaceae. The coding region runs from base 55 to 1527 and encodes 490 amino acids.
CUUGUUCAUAAAACAUUUUUUUGGCCUCAGCAAAUGUUGAGCUCAUGAGUCACGAUGCUUGCAACUGAGAGAGAUUUCCGCCCAAAAAUUGAAGCUUCCGUUCCCAAAUAUGAUCUCCAAGGGCAAUCAGUCGCUAUUAUAGGAUUGGGGAAGUCUGGGAUUGCAGCGGCUAAACUUGCUCUUGCUAGAGGUGCUUCAGUUCUCGCCCUUGACCAGAAUGAGACGUUGAAACCGCUGGAGCAAACACUUUUAAAUGUUAAAGAUGGUCGUUUGAAGACAGUUCUUGGUUGUUUUGAUCAUGAGUUAUUUGAUGAGGCCGAUCUCAUAGUUGUUUCCCCAGGAGUUGCUCUGGAAAAUUAUUGCCUAUCAUCUUUGUUGCAAUCUGGAAGGCGUGUGAUAUCUGAGUUGAAUUUUGCUGCUGAAGUUCUCCCUCAGUGCACAAAGGUUUUGGCUGUCACAGGAACUAAUGGAAAAUCUACAGUGGCCACUUUCGCCGGACAGAUGCUCAACCAUUCCAACAUCAGAACAUUUGUUGGGGGAAACCUUGGUAUUCCUCUCUCAGAAGCAGCUUUUGAGUGCUUGUUAUCACCUCAAGAACCUUACCAGGCUGCUGUAGUGGAAGUAAGCAGCUAUCAGCUUGAAAUUCCAAACAAGUUCUUCUUGCCUUCGGUUUCUGUGAUCUUAAAUCUCACUCCUGAUCACCUAGAGAGACACAAGUCUAUGACUAAUUAUUCCACGAUCAAGUGCCGUGUACUUUCCCACAUGAGUGGCAGAAAGAUUGCCAUUCUUCCCAUGGGAAAUCCAUAUAUAACUGAUGCCAUUGCGAGUCAUGGAAAUGAAUGUAUGUUUGCUUGGAUUGGUGCUUAUCCUGGUAUUAAAGUUGACAUGGAGCAGAAAGUAGCCAACUUCAAUGUCCCCGGAAUUGGGCUUCUCUCGCAGUUGCCAUUGAAUGCAAUGAAGGCUGUUGGAACACACAAUUACUACAAUGCUGCUAUCGCUGCAUUAUCUGUUAUCGGGCUGGACGUUGGAAUUGAUACUGCAGCCAUCAGUUUAACAAUUGAUAGAUUAAAAGCUCCACCUCAUAGAAUGCAAAUUGUUCAUGAAGAUGGUAAUGGAGUAACUUGGGUAGAUGAUAGCAAGGCAACCAAUGUCGAAUCAACAUAUGCUGGCUUAACUGGUCUCAAAGAAAAGAAGGCAGUGGUUUUGCUUGGUGGUCUUUCAAAGAUUUUGGACGCCCAAGGUUCUAAUGGUUUCGAGCAUCUGAUGGAGCCAUUGAAGAACCACCGAGGUGUUGUCACUUUUGGUUCUUCAGGAGCGCUGAUCCAAGACACUCUAUCGUCUCAUGGUCUUGCCAUUCCUUGUUUACAAGCAAAAGAUCUUAAGGGCGCCGUGAGCUUAGCAAAGAACAUGGCAAAACCUGGGGAUGUCAUAUUACUGAGUCCAGGUUGUGCUAGUUUUGAUGAGUUCAUAAAUUUUGAGCAUAGAGGAAAGUUCUUUCAAGAGCUUGCCCUAUCCAUGAAGGUCUAGUUGAGACCAUCGACUUGUUUGUUGACGCUAGGAUUUUGAUCAAGAUUCUCUGAGAAAGCGGGAUUUAGCUGUGCCCUCUUUAGCUGCAUAAUUUCCCGACAACACAUGCCCCAAGUGGAUACUAUUUAUAUACAAGCCCUCCAAUAAUUCGUGCUUUUGCUAGCUUCCCUAAGAGCAUCGUUAACGGGGGAGGCCGGGCCGCAAAACGCGAGUCCCGACCCGUCCUACGAGUUGGAGAGGUGGAGGUUCCGGCCCAGGCCGGUCCCGGGGCUGCAGUUGCGGCCCGGUGACGCUCCCGCGGUGCGGCCUUGCCGACGUUGGAGCUUCCGGGGCGAGGGGGUUCAGGCCGCUCCUGUGCCCCAAGUUCUGAAUUUUUACAUUUUGGA